UUCGUUCGCUAGCCGUCUUGUGAUUUUUCCCCUUGUUUCUUAUUUUCAUGAAAAAUAACGGAAAAUAUAAUGUAACUGUAAAUUUAUAUUUUACUAUGGAUUUCAAUUAGCCCAAAGUACAAUUAAGUGUAUGUGUUUAUGAGUCCCUUUACUUCAAUCUGAUUUAUCAUGUGUGGCAAAUACAUCAAUAAAAGAAUGAAACAUACUUGCGCUUUGUAUUAAACUAGAACAGCGAGCAUAAGCAAAAUGGAGCAUGCGGACUUGGUGUCGGAGAUGGCUCAAGUGGAGCACCUCACUACGCAGGAGAGGCUCCACUUAGCCCGCAGACGUCGCAUGCAACAGUUAAAACUAUGGCAACAAAGAGAAAAAGAAUGGGCGCGUUCGCGGGCGAAGCGAGAGAAAAGCAACAAGCGGAGUAUAUACUUCAGCGACAGCGUAAUGUUACUGGAGGCUGCAGCCAGAAAUGAUAUAGACGAAGUGCGCCGUUUACUAUCACGGGGUGUCACCCCGGACGCUACGAACGAGGAUGGCCUCACGGCGCUCCACCAAUGCUGCAUCGACAACAACGAGGCUAUGAUGCGACUCUUACUAGACAACGGAGCCAACGUCAACGCCGAGGAUAGCGAAAAAUGGACGCCAUUACACGCAGCAGCGACAUGUGGCAACCUCAACCUCGUACGAAUACUUAUACAGCGUGGAGCGAAUUUACUAGCGGUCAAUGGUGAUGGGAACAUGCCGUACGACAUCUGUGAGGAGGAACGAACGCUGGACGCGAUCGAGAGCGAGAUGGCGGCGAGGGGCGUCACCCAGCGACUGAUAGAUGACACUCGAGCCUCUACUGAGAUGAAGAUGCUGAGGGAUGUUGAUGAUCUAGUUAAGGGUGGGAUGGAUUUGGAUGAGCCGAGGGAUAGUCAGGGUGCCACGCUUUUACACAUAGCUUCGGCAAACGGUUACAUAAAGGUUGUGGAGUAUCUCCUAGAACACCGAGCGUCGACCGACGUCGUGGACCAUGAUAUGUGGCAACCGGUCCACGCGGCCGCUUGCUGGGGACAUUUAGAAGUGUUGGAGUUAUUAGUACAAUACGGAGCUGAUCUCAACGUCAGGAACAAACAUGAUGAGACGCCGGCAGACAUCUGCGAGGAGGGCGAGGUCCGCGCGCGCAUCGUGCGGCUGGCGGCCGACCAGGAGGAGCUGCGCCGCCACGCCGCCGCCGGCCGUCUGCGCACUGCGCGCCGCUCCUCCAGCUCCGCCAGCACCAGCCGGGUCCGGUCGGUGCGGCGUACAUCUCUACGCGAGAAGCAGCUCACAGCGAAAGCAGACGUGCGCGGCGAAGCCCGGCUUAGAGAAACCUUCGACUCAGCCGUCGACGACGAGUUGCAGGGCCUUUCGAAUGGCGUGGAAAACGAUCAAAAUACCGCGAACCUCCAACCGCAUGAAUCGUCGCACAAGCGGCUGUCGAACAGUUCGACCACCUCCAACCAGAGCUACGACUCUACCGUAGAGUACGCAGUGCCCAAGCACUCGUACAGCCAGCGCGGCGGCUCGCUGCGCGCCAGCGACCUCAGCGACAGCUCCGAGCUCGCCACCUACGGCCAGCAGAAGACCACCAACCCUCUGUUCGGCGUCAACGCCGCGACGCACUACGCGCCCGGCGCCAUAACCGCCUCCCAACACGAAGCUAUCAACGAAACAAGCAAACACUACGAAAGAACGAGUCUACCGAACGGCGUCAGAAAAGCGCCCGAGGGCCAAGACAAUGACGUCAUCAAAAACGAGGACGCCUUAGACGGUAGGAAAGAGGUGAUAGUGAGCCCCAACCAGAUCGCGAUCACUGAAGGAGGCACCGCGACCUACACCACAGACAAUAAUGGUAAAAUCAAUGUUCAUGUCACCGUCAUGAUUAACGCAGGCACACUCGCAGAUUUGAAGAAGCAGCGAGCUCAGAUCCGGACGAACGGCAGUCCGGUGGAGAGCAGCCUGACGUCGACGAACAACCACAGCCUGAACUCGGUGUCGGAGGCCUCGAAGCAGGACAUGCCGGUGCAGCUGAACCCGCUGAGCCUGGCGCCCGGCGCCGCCGCCGUCCCGCGCUUCGCCGGCAACACCAGCGACGUGGUCGGCGACUCGCGCUCCCACAGGUGCUGUAUCAUCAUGUAACAGACUCUAACACCGCCACAGGAAUUGUGUGUUCCCAUAGUUAUAGUACGGAUGCCCCGAGAAGCGCGUGUCGAUAUAAUGUGAUCGUGGUAAGCGUACAAGUCUGAUUGUCAUUCCAAAAUAAUUUUUGAACGGCUUUUGGAUCACUCGGACGAUUGACUUUUUACGGUUCGCUAUUGCCUAAGAAAUGUGAUUUGGCUAAGAUGAGAUUUUAGAGGAUAUUUUUUUAGUUUACUGUGACUGAUACAGUUUUUUCACCGAUCAAAGAGUCAAUCGACGUUUGUUGGUCCGGUAGAGAAGAUAACCUAAUAUAUUGAACGCCGAUAGAGUAUUGCCAUGAUUGCUCACAAAGCAAGGGCUUGCCAAUGGCUGGAAAUAGUGUGAUAGAUAAAUAAGAGCUCAACAACUAUUGUAUUUUUAGCGUUAAGGAAACUAUGCGGUUGCUAAUAUUUUAUGUAGUGUUAGAAGUGAAUCCUAUACUGCAGUUAUGUCAUAUAUUUAAGUAUUGUAUUAUAGUUCGCGCUCGUCUUAUUUCCUGAACAUUCCAAUAUUUAAUACUUUGUUGAAAUAUUAUUUAAUGUAAAUAAUUUAAUUUCAUUGUAAAUGUCAAUGUUACAGAUAUUGUUAUUAUCAUUUAAUUUUAAUGUUACAUAGAAUGCAUAAUACGCAUUGAACAGAACAAACCAUGGAACGCAAUAAUAAAUGAUCGUAUCGAUUGUUCGCAAGUGCCUCAGGAAUUGGUCUACCGCAAAAAUCUAUGUCAAACAUAGACUAAUUUAAUUAAAUAUCAUUUAUUUAUUACAAAACUAAUAAAUUAUUGAAUAAUAAUUAUUAAGUAAAUUAUUAAUAUCUAUUUCACGUAACAAAAGUGAUACAUCAUUUUAUUCUUAAUGUGCAGUUGACCGCACGUCAGUUACACUCUGAUAUCACCUUUAACUCAAGGGCAUAAGAUUGACUUUCGAACUUCUUCGUCUCAACUGCAGUGCGGGCUACUGCACACUGAUUGAUCUUUCCUAACUGAACGUAGCUGCGAUACAUGCCUUAGUUUCACGGACCACUCUAUGGCAAUAAACUAAUAUCACUAGACUAACAGAUAAAAUAGUACUUAAUAUGGGUAUACUUUUAUAAUACGUAUAACUUUCACAAAUACGCCAUAAUAUAAACAAAUAUGGAUGUAGUGUUCAUUAUAUACAAAAUCUAACUGCUACUUAACUAUAUAGAUACAUUUUUAUUACAUUUAUUAUUUCUAAAAUUAUAUAUAUAUUUGAUUUUGUCAUUUAGUGUUAAUAUAUGCCGAAAUGGAAUUUAUAUUAUUGUUCUGUAUUAGAAAUGUUUGCGUUACAAGUUCAAUUUUGUAUAAAGACUGGAUUUGUUAUGUAGGUAUUACAUUUAUUAAUAGUUAACAGCCGAUUACGCGUGACACUGCAGUCGAUACUAGUAUUAAAGCUAAGGCCCGUCGUACACGUAGUCAGUAGAGUGAGACAGGUCAAAUUGUAUUAACGUUUUUCACAAAUAAAAACUUAAGUAUUUGUCACAAAAUUUUGUGUAUUGUGUGUGUAUUUAAAGUAUUUUUUUGUAAAAUUUAAUACCAGUGAGAAUAAUCUGUAUUUAAUUGCAUUUAUUUACUUAUUAUUAUUAAGCACAUUUUCAUCGUAGUAUCUAUUAAUCUAUAUAUUUUGCGAUCAAACAUUUUCAUUAUAAAGUAUUUGUUAUAAUUCUAGUCUAGUGAGUGUCGUGUGUAGUGUCACGUGUGUCGGUGUUGGGUUAUAAUGCAGCUGUGAGUUGACAGAGCGAGGGGGCCACGGCAUUCGUGCUGAUAGUUUGUUUCACACUCCAUAUGUUACAGUGAUGUACGGACGUAUAUAAGACGCCAUAACGUAUUCAUGCAUAGAUAGCAGGAAAAUCGUAGUGUCAUUAUCCAAUGGACAAAUUUAUCCUUCUUUUUUGGUUUGAAGGGAGAAUCUUCCAGGAAAUCACAUUCUGAGAGG
Molecule: messenger RNA, 4145 nt
Organism: Trichoplusia ni (cabbage looper)
Lineage: Eukaryota; Metazoa; Arthropoda; Insecta; Lepidoptera; Noctuidae
Gene: MYPT-75D
Product: protein phosphatase 1 regulatory subunit 16A
Exons: 10
Coding region: 247-2157 (636 amino acids)
Cellular component (GO): cytoplasm
Molecular function (GO): phosphatase regulator activity; enzyme inhibitor activity; protein binding
Source: RefSeq, a predicted model, not a curated record